AUGUGGCAGGAGGCUCUGUGGACCCGUGGACGCUACCUGCUGGAGAAGAGCGAUGGGGGCGAUGGGGCCGAGGGGCCCGACAGCCUGGGAGAUGGCUGCCCCGGGUUCCAGAGCGACAUGUGUCUCGAGGUGGAGAAGCCUCAGGACUGGCUGUACGAGUCGUACUACAGGAUGAGCCAGCAGCAUCCGCUGAUCGUGUUCCUGCUGCUGAUCGUCAUGGGAACCUGCCUCGCGCUGCUGGCCGUGUUCUUCGCGUCAGGACUGAACACUGAAGCUCACUUGACGUUCCUGAUCGCGGUUUCCGCUGCUCUCUUCCUCUUCUUGUCCAUCUUCAUCCUGGUCUGCAUUGAAUCUGUUUUCAAGCGGAUGCUGCGCCUCUUCUCACUCCUUACCUGGGCCUGCUUGGUCACCAUGGGUUACCUGUUCAUGUUCUCCGGGGGCAGGCUCAGUCCCUGGGACCAGGUGUCGUUCUUUCUGUUCAUUGUGUUUGUGGUGUACACCAUGCUGCCCUUCACCAUGAAAUGGGCCAUCAUCGCCAGCGGUAUAACCUGCCUCUCACACACCGUCACCCUCAGCAUCUGCCUGACCUCCACCGUCACAGAGCUGGAACCUCUAGUGUGGCAGAUUCUGGCCAAUGUGAUCAUCUUCACCUGUGGAAACCUGGCCGGGGCGUAUCAUAAGCACCUCAUGGACCUGGCGCUCAAACAGACCUAUCAAGACACCUGCAACUGCAUCAAGUCCCCCAUCAAACUGGAGUUUGAGAAGCAUCAACAGGAGCGCUUGCUGCUGUCCCUGCUGCCUGCACACAUAGCCAGAGUGAUGAAAGCUGAAAUCAUCCAGCGGCUGCAGGGGCCGAACUUUGGUCGAACCGAGAGCACCAACAACUUUCAUAACCUCUAUGUGCAGAGGCACACCAACGUCAGCAUACUCUACGCCGACAUUGUGGGCUUCACACGGCUGGCCAGCGACUGCUCUCCUGGUGAACUUGUGCACAUGCUGAAUGAACUCUUUGGCAAAUUUGACCAGAUUGCAAAGGAGAACGAAUGCAUGCGGAUCAAGAUCCUGGGCGACUGUUAUUACUGCGUGUCCGGACUUCCUGAGUCGCUGCCAAACCACGCCAGGAACUGCGUGAAGAUGGGCCUGGAUAUGUGUGAGGCCAUCAAGAAGGUCCGAGAUGCCACUGGAGUGGACAUCAACAUGCGUGUCGGCGUUCAUUCUGGGAACGUCCUCUGCGGUGUGAUUGGCCUCCGCAAGUGGCAGUACGACGUGUGGUCGCACGACGUCACACUGGCCAAUCACAUGGAAGCCGGAGGAGUGCCGGGGAGGGUUCACAUCUCCUCGGUGACGCUGGAGCAUUUGAAAGGCUCAUAUAAGGUGGAGCCAGGAGAUGGACAGAGCAGAGAUUCCUACCUGAAAGAACAUAAUGUGGUCACCUACUUGGUCAUCAACCCCAAGACUGAAAGGCACAGCCCGCAUUUAGGUCUGCGUUCCUGUCCCUCUCUGGAUGGGGGGAAGACGAGGGCAUCUGUCAGGAUGACCCGAUACCUGGAAUCCUGGGGGGCAGCCAAACCCUUCGCUAACCUCCACCAUCGAGACAGCAUGACCGCAGACAAUGGCAAGAUCAACACCACAGACGUUCCGAUGGGGCAGUACUAUUUCCAAAGACGAGAAAGAUCCAAAUCUCAGAGGAAGAGGUUUGAGGAGGAGCUCAACGAACGAAUGAUUCGCACUAUUGAUGGCAUCAAUGCACAGAAACAGUGGCUGAAGUCUGAAGACAUCCAGAGGAUCUCAUUGUUCUUUCACAACAAAGCUUUGGAGAAAGAGUACAGAUCCACCACACUACCAGCCUUCAAGUACUACGUCACCUGUGCCUGCCUCAUAUUCUGCUGCAUAUUCAUUGUGCAGGUGCUCGUCUUGCCCAAAACUGCUGUGCUGGGGAUCUCCUUUGGUCUGACAUUCCUGCUGUUGGCUUUGAUCCUCCUCCUUUGUUUCGCUGGUCACAUUCUGCAGGGAGGGAAGGGGUCCUUCUGCUCUGUGCCUUGGCUCCCAGCUUCCUCUCGCAUCAUCGUCACCAACAACCCCUGGCUGCGAUUGGUCCUCACCAUGACGACUACGGCUGUCAUACUGGUGAUGGCUGUGUUCAAUAUGUUUUUUGUGGAGGAUCCUGGAGGGUCUGCUGCCGACAUCCAAACAACUGCGCUUCCUCUGAAUGCAUCCAAUAAUAGCCGGUCUGAGUACUUGGAGGACAAAAACAAGUUUUACCUGCCGUACUUCAUCUACUGCUGUAUUCUGGGCCUGGUCUCCUGCUCGGUAUUCCUGAGGAUCAACUACGAGCUGAAGAUGGUAGUGAUGCUGGUCGCCGUGGUGAUCUACAACAUCAUCAUCCUGCAGACUCAUGCCUCCUUGCUGGAUGGUUUCAACAAAGCUCUGUACCCCACAGACAAGUCCGGCAGACCAGGUGUGCUGAAGGAUCUGAAGACAAUGGGCUCUGUGUCUCUGUUCAUCUUCUUCAUCACUCUACUGGUUUUAGCAAGACAGAAUGAAUAUUACUGUCGGCUGGACUUCCUGUGGAGGGACAAGUUCAAGAGAGAGUGUGAGGAGAUUGAAACCAUGGAGAACCUCAACCGGGUCCUGCUAGAGAACGUUUUACCGGCGCAUGUGGCCGAGCACUUCCUCGGACGCAACUGGAAAAACGAGGACCUUUAUCAUCAGUCGUACGACUCGGUGUGUGUGAUGUUCGCCUCCAUCCCGGACUUCAAAGAAUUUUACACCGAGUCUGAUGUCAAUAAGGAAGGACUGGAGUGCCUCCGACUUCUCAACGAGAUCAUAGCCGACUUUGAUGAGCUGCUGUCCAAGCCAAAGUUCAGCGGAGUGGAGAAGAUAAAGACCAUCGGUAGCACCUACAUGGCUGCAACCGGGCUCAAUGUAACUCCAGGACCAGAGUCUGCACAAGAACAUGACAGACAGUACAUGCACAUCGGCACAAUGGUGGAGUUUGCCUUUGCUCUUGUUGGGAAGCUAGAUGUCAUCAACAAACACUCUUUUAAUGACUUCAGACUGCGAAUUGGUAUCAACCACGGGCCGGUGAUUGCAGGAGUCAUUGGGGCUCAGAAACCCCAAUAUGACAUCUGGGGAAACAGUGUUAAUGUGGCCAGCAGGAUGGAAACGACGGGGGUGCUGGGUAAAAUACAGGUAACGGAGGAAACCAGCGGUAUCUUAUCCAACCUGGGGUACAUGUGUUCGUGUCGUGGCAUCAUCAACGUGAAAGGCAAAGGGGAGCUGAAAACCUACUUUGUCCACACAGAGAUGAGCAGAUCUCUGUCACAAGGGACCGUGAUGCCUUGAGCGCGCCUUGCCGCGCCGCCACAGAGACUUGGAAACACAAAAGCAGAAAGUGGCACUGAAGUGACAAGUCAUGCUCUGUAAGUAAAACCCAUCACUAGAAGCCAGCAGCACAGCGGACUGACAUUCGUCGAGAACCACUUUUGUCCUCAGCAGCUGAGAGCAGAUGGAGGCCAAGGUGGGCCGCCGCGGUCCUUCAACGCUGCACUACGAGUGCGUUUCACCCCUCCAGUGUUAUGAGGACAUCACUCUGAGGAGUCUCUUCACUGUCUAAAGGAGUGCCUGACUAAAGAGAGGUUGGCUAAAUUGGUGCAGCUCUCAAGGACCCCAGUCACCUAUCUGUAAAAUAGUAGUGUGUGGAGCUAAUUACCCACACCAGUGUUGCAGUGCUUCACAGCCUUAUACUUGAGCAGAUUGAGCCGCCUGUCAAGCUGUUUAUUUCCGUUUUGUUUGUUUUUUAACUCUCAGCGUGCCUGGUACUGAGAGCCAAUUCAUUUCCUCCCAAAUGGAUGUUACAAUAACUCUCAUCAUAUAGGGCUGGUGGUACCAAUAAAUUACCAGCAUUAUGGGUAGAUAAAACAACCUGUGAUUGUAUUUAUAGCUUUAUAGCUACAUAUGUGUCCCAUUUGAAUCAAGAAGGAAGCUUUUUUUUUUUUUUUAUAUGUCAGCAAGGGCCAACAUUGUGUAAAUGUUCACUGCCAUGU
Molecule: messenger RNA, 4046 nt
Organism: Cyprinodon tularosa
Lineage: Eukaryota; Metazoa; Chordata; Actinopteri; Cyprinodontiformes; Cyprinodontidae
Gene: adcy2b
Product: adenylate cyclase 2b (brain)
Exons: 25
Coding region: 1-3345 (1114 amino acids)
Biological process (GO): intracellular signal transduction; adenylate cyclase-activating G protein-coupled receptor signaling pathway; cAMP biosynthetic process
Cellular component (GO): plasma membrane
Molecular function (GO): adenylate cyclase activity
Source: RefSeq, a predicted model, not a curated record